This is a messenger RNA of Rattus norvegicus (Norway rat), 10879 nucleotides long. NCBI's taxonomy places the organism in Eukaryota, Metazoa, Chordata, Mammalia, Rodentia, Muridae. The record is from RefSeq and is a predicted model, not a curated record.
UCAGCAAGAGGGUUUAUUAUCAGGAUACACAGGCACCUGUGGGCACUUCAGUCAACUCGGGGGACUGGCGCGCCCCGCGGUACCAGGGACGGGUUUUUUAUAGGGUUCUGGGGAGCAGAAGCAAGCAUACAGAAGCAGAUGCAUGGUUACAGGAACAUAAUUGGUGGAUUCUAAUGAGGCGAGGGUUCAGCCCAGGGGCAAGUUCCCUGGCCGCCUUCCUGGAACAUAACGGCUGACUCCACCCUCCACUAGGGUGUUGACCUCUCCCAGGGCUUUCCAUCUCCCCCUUUUGCUGCCAGGCGCUCAACCACAAACAUCCUGUUUGGCAGCCGCCAUGUUCUCAGUGUUCUGACCCUUCCCUGAACCAGUCAUCUAAGUACAGCCUUGCAAAAUGGCGUUACUGCUGCUAAGCUGGGGUCUCUCAAGAGGAAAAGGGACUAAGCCGAGUUGGGCAAUGGUGGAGCAGGGCUUUAACCCAGCAGUUAGGAGGCAGAGGCAGGCCGGUUUCUGAGUUCAUGGGCAACCUGGUCUACAGAAUGAGUUCCAGGACAGCCAAGGCUACAGACCACAAGAAAACCUGUUUCAAAAAACAAAAGAAUAACAAUACACAUGUGCGCACAUACACUCAUACAACAAACAAAAAAGAAAGAACGAAAGAAGAAAAAGGGGACCAGGAAUUGGAAGCAUUGGUUUAAUCUUGGCACUAUUGAUAUUUUAGAUCAGGCCUUGAGAAACAAACAACAAGAACCAGAACAAAACAAAACAAAAAAAAAUCCAGGGCUUUCUAAGGCAACAGUCACAUAGAGUGGCUGUCAAGAUUUUAUGUUAACAAAAUCAGCUUUUAAAAGAGUUUUCCUUGAAGGAAUGUUAGAAAGGACUGAAAGAGCUUGAGGGACUUGAGACCCCAUAUGAACAACAAUGCCAACCAACCAGAGCUUCCAGGGACUAAGCCACUACCCAAAGACUAUACAUGAACCGACCCUGGACUCUAACCUCAUAGGUAUCAAUGAAUAGCCUAGUAAGAUCACCAGUGGAAGGGGAAGCCCUUGGUCCUGCCAAGACUGAACCCCCGGUGAACGUGAUUGUUGGGGGAGAUGGCGGUAAUGGGGGGAGGAUGGGGAGGGCAACACCCAUAUAGAAGGGGAGAGGGAGGGGUUAGGGGGAUGUUGGCCCGGAAACCAGGAAGGGGAAUAACAAUUGAAAUGUAAAUAAGAAAUACUCAAGUUAAUAAAGAUGGGGAAAAAAAGAGUUUUUCUUUUAUGUGUAUGAGUGUUUUGCCUGCUCUAUGUCUCUGCAGCUUGUGUGUUGGAUCCCCUCACUGUUUCUUAUGGCCAUGUGAGUUCUGAGCAUUCUGGGUCCUCUGAAAGAGCUGCCAGUGCUACAUGAUUAGCCACCCCUCCCGCCCCAGAAAGUCCAUUUAAAAAAAUGCCUGAAGGCUGUUAACGUAGGGCACUGCCGUACCAACAGGAAUAGAAUCCAACAAUUCACCAAAGGGAGUCAGUCAGUGGGGACAAAUGAUCAGUCAAUUGUGCUAUGUGGGUAUCUCAGGCUAUGUAGUAUUCCGACCACAAUCUCACUAACAGAGUGUCUAAGCCCAGCAAUUUCAGUCACAAAGCUAAAGCUAAGACAGAAGAAGAAUUCAAAUUCAGGUAGUGAAAGGGGACGGAGAGAAUAGGGGCUGGAUUCAUAGUUUCAAUGUCAAGAACAUAUUUCCAAUAAUAGGAGCAAGGUAGGACAGAGAGGCAGGUGCUUGCCCUCCUCGAUCCCUAUCAGUUUUUCUUGCCCUUCUCUCCUCCUGGAACUUCUGCCUUCACCUUGCUUCUCCUUACGGGUGCUCCUGGGGAGGAGGAAACUUGUGCUACUGCACCUGGCUACUAAGCAGGCUCUUUCAGAAAUCCUACUUUACAUCCAAAUUUGUCUUAACUUAUAUCCACACCAGGGUAUGAGAGUAUCCACAUUAUUCUCACCAAUGUCAUUCAUCCAUAAAUUAAGCAAAUUGGUAAUGUAGAUUUAUGGAGAAUAAUACACUGUUUCUGUUUCGUUAUUAACUUUGAACAUGAAUAAAAUGUGGUGGACAUUUAUGCUAUUGUGUGAAUUUAUUUGCAUAUACUCUAAAGUGUUGGCGUCUUGUUCAUUUUAAAAUAACUCUUAUUUGUCCUUACAUUGUACUAUAUAAAUACUUUUGCCCCUAAUUUGUAUGCAUGAGCCCCUGCUUCUGAAUUAAGGGUCCAAAAAGACGAUGGCCCAUUUUAUCUGUGGACAGCGUCCAACGUAUAAAAGAGAAAACACACACUGUACUUUGCAGAAUUAUUCUUAAGAUUAGCUAAUGAAAGCAAAGCAUCUCUUUUGUAUUGUCACAGAACAUGUCAAUCAUUUUAUACAACCAAAAAGUUUUGCUCUUGAUCUAAAAUCACACAAUUCCACUUUAGAGUUUAGAAACACUAGAACUAGAGAUCCAUAAUCUCUGAAAGAUAAACAAUGGUUGGCAAUUACUGAACUGAGGAUGUGAGCUCUGAUUGUUAAGUCUCUGAUCCCAAAUCACAGCGAUAAGGCUUGCAAUCAGCUUGCGCCAGUUGUCCCCAAGCAGGUCCGGUUACUAAUUUCUUCUCGCUUUGAAUUUUAGAACUUGUGGUGAAAAGGACGAAAGGCCGAAGUAGAGAGAGCACAGGUGUCCCGCAUCUCCUUCAGAGAGGUUAGCUGGCUUCUGAUUUUAGACAGCAGCUGCUCUGGAGGCUACAGCGGGUUGGAAAUGCAGAAGUACAGCCAGAAGGGUAGGGCGGGCUCUGUCGCUCCGCUCGCGCGCGGAUCAGCAUUUGGAGGUGAAAUACAGUGUCCGCCGCUGGUUUUGGCCGGUGCAAACCCGAGCGCCGCGUCAGUUGAGCUGUGGUGUGUGUGAGUCGCCCCCUGAGGCCAGCAGCAGAGCGUUCUUUGGACAGCGUCCGAGCGCAGGAUUCCAGCGGGGAGCAGAGUCGCUCCGCCACUUCCGGCGCGCCCUUGGGCCUGGGCUCGGACCCGAGCAGCACGCACGCGCAGAGAUGAGGCUCCUGGAGGGGGUGUGGCAGCGAGAAGCAUUCUCUGCGCCUGCGCCCCUCUGUGGUAGGUCGGCUGGGGACGAGAUCUGUGUCGGCGUCGGGUUGUCCUAGGUGUUGUGGCCGGGUUACCCUGCACGCCUCACUGCGGCGUCGCGUCGAGUCCCGGAGAGCUCGGCGGGGUGGGGAGACAUAAAAGAAUUAAACUGUGAGUAAGCCCGCAGGGAGGAUGGACAGUUACUUUAAAGCAGCUGUCAGUGACUUGGACAAACUUCUUGAUGAUUUUGAGCAGAACCCAGAAAAACAAGAUUACUUCCAAGAUGUGCAGGAUGUUUAUGCUUUUAACCAGUGUUCAGUUUCUUCAGAGUUGGCCUCUCCACAGCUAGCUUUACUGUCAAAGGACCAAAGAUGCAUUAGUAGUCAUGCCUCAUCAGAAACAUGCUGUGAAGCAAAUGAGACUUUUCUCCAAGGAAAGAUACCUGAGGGGUUAACCUCUAAACAGAAUGAAAAAAACGUAGCGGGACUUGAUCUUCUUUCUUCUGUGGAUGCUAGUACUUCAGAUGAGAUCCAGCCUUCAUGUAUGAGACGAUGUAGUAAGCCUGUCUGUGACCUGAUAAGUGACAUGGGUAACUUAGUACACGCCACCAGUAGUGAGGAAGACAUUAAACAGUUAUUGCCAGAUGACUCGAAGUCUCCUGCAGAUACUUUGAUCACACUGGACUCAUCUUCAGUUUCAGAGGUUUUGAUCGGAUUGGAUUUGUCUUCAGUUUCAGAUACUCUCGCUGUUUCUUCAGUAGACGGUGGUAGUCAGGCUGUCAGGAAAGAGCAGGAUACCAACGCUGGUGUGCAAAGCAGAGAUAACAGUAGGAUCCAAGAAUCGGGUGCAGAAGUGGACAUGGCACUUUCUGAUUCUUGUAAAUAUAGUAGAACAGAAAAUUUAAAGGAUAAAAUGAUUUCUAAUGAGUUAGAAACAGUUGAUUUUGGCAUGCCAUCUGUUUUGACUGAACAGAGUUCAGAAAUGUCCAAUACCAAAGAUAGCCCACAAUACCAGAGGCUGCCAUGUGAGCUGUUAAAAGAUGACGGUGAUUUGGCAGAAGAGAAAGUAGGCAUGGCAGGCAAUAGUACAAAGUGUUUAGAAGAAGGAGGUAACAUAAUUGCUAUGCCUUGCAAGCUUCCAAAAAAUGAAGAGAUAUCCCCAAAUGACCCAACUUCAAAAGAUGAAAACUUCAAGUUACCUGACUUUUCUGUCCAGGAAAGUAGAACUGCUGUGUUCAUAAAGCAGACUGUGGCAGAGGACUCGGUAAAGUCAGACCUUAAAGAUAAUAAUGAUGUCGUCCAAGUUUCUUCUUCAUCUCUACAUGUUUCGAGUGAUGGUGUGUCCCCUUCACUGUCCUGUCUUUCAUUGUCUGGGUCUUUGUGUGGAUCCUUAGUUGACUGUAAUGCACAUGGUGAUUUUUUACCCUCUGAUGAGUCUAAAGGUCAGAACAAUGACGCAGUAACUGCACAUGAGGAGAUACAGAAGAGUGCCGCUUUAGAUGGGGAGACAGAUCUCCUGAAGAAGGAAAAGCAGGAAAGCAUGUUUCUUCAGCCAGUAAAUGAUAAGGAAGGGGAUGGAGAGGUUGAACUUGAGGAGAUGGUAAUCAGCGGUGAGCCUUUGGAGUACCCUGAGGGUACCAACCCUGCCGCAGCUGGCUCUCAAAUGGCACCCCCUACUGUGAGUGCCUCAGAGGCUCCUGGUCAGUGCGAAGCUCUCACUUUUUCCAGUGGCGAUAUGGAUGGGCAAGAGUUAGAUUACUUUAAUAUUGAUGAAAGCAUGAGAAGUGGCAUACUGGUUAGCGAUGCUGAACUUGAUGCUUUUCUGAAGGAACAGAGUCUUCAGAACUCUAACACCAUGUCUUUUGGAGAAAAUGCAAGUGAUUCACAAUUGCAGAUGAAUCAGAUAGAUAUGAAAGGAUUAUGUGAUGAAAAUGCUGGUGAUAGAUACUUCAAUGCUGAAGCAGGAGCUGCUGGCGAAAGUGGAGGCGUUGUGAUUUGUGAAACAACUGAUAAAGAAAACACAGUACAAAAUGGUGGUCUUUCUGUAGGAGAAAAAAGCGCAAUUCCAACGGAAAGAGGGUUAUCUGCUAGUCAGCCUGACAUACGGAGUGAAGUGCCAGUCCCCAGUAUUAACACCCAGGCUGUCGGAGGAGCUAGACCUAAGCAGCUGCCGAGUCGUCCACCAGGAACAAGCAGUUCACAGGGACCGAGUAAGCCACAUGUUGUAGGUGUGCCAGCAGGCGAGCCAAGCACAGCAAAUGCUGCUGCUGCACCCACUCGCCCUGCAGAUCAUACACCUGAUUCUCAGGUUAGCUUCAACUCCAAUUAUAUCGACAUAGAAAGUAAUUUCGAAGGUGGAUCCAGUUUUGUAACAGCAAACAAGGAUUCACUGCCUGAGAAUAUACGGAAAGAAGGCUUGGUUUUGGGCCAGAAACAACCUACGUGGGUUCCUGAUUCAGAAGCUCCAAACUGUAUGAACUGCAAAGUCAAAUUCACUUUUACAAAACGGCGACACCACUGCCGAGCUUGUGGGAAAGUAUUUUGUGGUGUCUGUUGUAACAGGAAAUGUAAGCUUCAGUAUCUAGAAAAGGAAGCAAGAGUGUGUGUGAUCUGCUAUGAGACUAUUAAUAAAGCUCAGGCAUUUGAAAGGAUGAUGAGUCCAGGUGGUGCUUGUCUUAAGUCUAAUCAUUCUAAUGAGUGUGUCACUGCCCAGCCACUUCAGGAGACCCAAACGUCCAGCAUACCUUCACCUACAGCUUUGCCCAUCUCAGCACUGAAACAACCAAAUGUCGAAGGACCAUGUUCCCGAGAACAGAAGAGAGUAUGGUUUGCAGAUGGCAUACUGCCGAAUGGUGAAGUUGCAGAUACUACGAAAUUAUCCUCUGGAAGUAAAAGGUGUUCUGAUGACUUUAGUCCUGUCUUACCUGAUGCGCCCACAGUGAUAAAUAAAGUGGACCAUACCCCCUCUCCUAUGGUGGAGAAAGCAAACAACAGUGUAGGAGACGUUCUAAGAAGUGAGAUAACUCAGAGUCCGAUUUGUCGUGCUGCACCUCUGGAAAUACUGCCUGGGAGCACAGGCGCUGAAGGCUUGCCCACAGCUGGCCCUUUCACACUAGAAGAUGAUGUUUUUGUGGACAGUGAGGAGCCAUCUACUCCUACUGUUGUCCCUGCUAAUACUGGUUUGCCUGUUGCUAGUGUUUCAGACUAUAGGUUAUUGUGUGGUGUUGCCAAAUGUGUCUGCAAUAACAUUAGUCUUCUACCAGAUGACGAUGUUGGUUUGCCUCCCCUUCUGGCCACAUCUGGAGAAGAUGGAUCAGUGCCUGUAGUACAAGAACAUCCAUCUCAUGAGCAGAUCAUUUUGCUUCUUGAAAGUGAAGGAUUUCCUCCUGCCACAUUUGUUCUAAAUGCAAACCUACUUGUGAAUGUCAAGUUGGUAUUUUAUUCCUCAGAUAAGUAUUGGUACUUCUCAACCAAUGGAUUGCAUGGUUUGGGACAGGCAGAAAUUAUUAUCCUGUUGCUAUGCUUGCCAAAUGAGGAUACAGUUCCUAAGGACAUCUUUAGACUAUUCAUCACCAUAUAUAAGGAUGCUUCGAAAGGGAAGUACGUAGAAAACUUGGACAAUCUGACCUUUACUGAGAGUUUUCUCAGUAGCAAGGAUCACGGAGGGUUCCUAUUCAUCACACCUACCUUUCAGAAACUUGACGAUCUCCCAGUACCAAGGAGCCCUUUUCUCUGUGGCAUUCUCAUCCACAAGCUGGAGAUUCCCUGGGCAAAGGCUUUCCCUAUGCGUCUCAUGUUGAGAUUAGGCGCAGAAUACAAAGCAUAUCCUGCUCCUCUAACAAGUGUCAGAGGCAGGAGACCGCUUUUCGGAGAAAUAGGACAUACUAUUAUGAACUUACUUGUUGAUCUUCGAAAUUACCAGUAUACAUUGCAUAACAUCGAUCAGCUGUUAAUCCAUAUGGAAAUGGGGAAAAGCUGUAUAAAGAUACCUCGGAAAAAGUACAGUGAUGUAUUGAAGGUAAUAAAUUCUUCUAACGAGCACGUCAUCAGUAUUGGGGCUAGUUUUAGUACAGAAGCAGAUUCUCAUCUGGUCUGUGUACAGAGUGAUGGAGUUUAUCAGACUCAGGCCAACAGUGCCACUGGUCAGCCAAGGAAAGUGACAGGUGCAAGUUUUGUGGUGUUCAAUGGUGCUCUGAAAACAUCUUCAGGAUUUCUUGCCAAAUCCAGCAUAGUCGAAGAUGGCUUAAUGGUUCAAAUAACCCCAGAGACCAUGGAUGGCUUACGGCUGGCUCUACGAGAGCAAAAGGACUUUAAAAUUCAGUGUGGAAAAGUUGAUGCAGUAGACCUGAGAGAAUAUGUGGACAUCUGUUGGGUGGAUUCGGAAGAAAGGAAAAACAAAGGUGUUAUCAGUUCAGUGGAUGGGAUGUCAUUAGAAGGAUUUCCAAGUGAAAAAAUAAAACUGGAAACAGAUUUUGAAACUGAAGAGAAGACUGUGAAAUGCACUGAGGUGUUCUGCUUCCUAAAGGACCAGGAUAUCUCUCUCUCCUCGAGUAGUUACCAGUUUGCAAAAGAGAUCGCCACGGCUUGCAGUGCGGCCCUGUGCCCUCACCUGAGGACUCUAAAGAGUAACAGAAUGAACAGAAUUGGACUCAGAGUUUCUGUUGACACUGAUAUGGUUCCAUUUUGAUUAUCCCAUGAAUCAGCAUCCCAAGACCCCAGCCCCUUGAUUCUCAGAAAAGACAGCAAGCACAAGCAAAGACAAUAAGGUAGCUGGAUGGGAUCCCACCCUGAAAUUACCAUUCCUACCAUGCCUGGGCCUAGACCUGGACCUAAACUCCUUCAGUUCCAGGCUGACCUUGGGUUUAGGAAUCUGCCUGCCUUUGUAAGCAUAAACAAAAAACUUACCUGGGUGGGAUCUUGCCUUGAGAUCACCACUCCCCAAAUCUCUUUAUCUCCUUCCUUAGUAGCUUUCUGACUAGCUGGCUCAUAGUACAGCUGCCUCUGUUCCUUUAGAUCUGUGGAGUUCUUUUUUUUUUUUUUUAAAUAUUUAUUUAUUCAUUAUAUAUAAGUACACUGUAGCUGUCUUCAGACACACCAGAAGAGGGCAUCAAAUCCCAUUACAGAUGGUUGUGAGCCACCAUGUGGUUGCUGGGAUUUGAACUCAGGACCUCGGGAAGAGCAGUCGGUGCUCUUAACCACUGAGCCAUCUCUCCAGCCCUGUGGAGUUCUUUAUACAAUUCAUAGAGAAAUUUUAUAUAUAUAUAUUUUUUUGGGGGGGGGUCUUUUUUUUGGAGCUGGGGACCGAACCCAGGGCCUUGCGCUUCCUAGGUAAGCGCUCUACCACUGAGCUAAAUCCCCAGCCCCGAGAAAUUAUAUAUAUAUAUUUUUUUAAUCAUGUUUUCAUCAUUCUUUCCUAUAGCCUUUUUUAUAGUUGGAAUAUUUUUAUCAUUUAUUUGUAUUUAUUUUUUAUUGGAUAUAUUUUUAUUUACAUUUCAAACGUUAUCCCCUUUCCUGGUUUCUUGGACCUAAGCCCCCUAUCCCAUCCUUCUAUAAGGGUGUUCCCCUCCCCCUCCAUCCCCCCUUCCUGCCCCACCCUGACAUUCCCAUACACUGGGGGUCCAACCUUGGCAGGACCAAGGGCUUCUCCUUCCAUUGGUGCGCAACAAGGCCUUCCUCUGCUAUAUAUGCAGUUGGAGCUGUGGGUCAGUCCAUGUAUAGUCUUUGGGUAGUGGCUUAGUCCCUGGAAGCUCUGGUUGCUUGGCAUUGUUGUUCAUAUGGGGGUCUUGAGCCCCUUCAAGCUCUUCCAGUCCUUUCUCUGAUUCCUUCAACAGGGGUCCCGUUCUCAGUUCAGUGGUUUGCUGCUGGUAUUCACCUCUGUAUUUGACAUGUUCUGGCUGAGUCUCUCAGGAGAGAUCUACAUCUGGUUCCUGUCAGCCUGCAGUUCUAAACUUCAUCCAUCUAUCUAGUUUGGUGGCUGUAUAUAUAUGGGGCACAUGUGAGGCAGGCUCUGAUUGGCCGUUCCUUCAGUCGGUGCUCCAAACUACGCCUCUACAUCCCCUCCUAUGAAUAUUUGUGUUCCCCCUUUUAAGUCACAGCGUAUACUAUUUUUGCUGAGACAUAGACACAUCUUUGCCUCCUGGACUUGUGCUGUCUCUGAUUAUCAUGGAGUCAUUAACCUUGGCAGAGAGGACAUUCCUCAAGAGAGGAACAUGAAAAUAUGUACAUUAUUGUACAAGGAGCUUUGUGCCCACAGCAACCAUCAACUCUUGUGGAGGUCCAUGCCCUGCUGGCUCUGUUCCGGGGCAGAAACCAUGUCAUUCUGUCCCUUAUGAGGCCAAGCAUGCCUCAGCACAGUAGGGUGUGCAGUGUUACCUUAAUGUGCAUCUCUACUCACCAGUACCUACCUAUUCAACAGUGAUAAUCUCUCAGUAGUAGUGACCUUUACAUGGUGUUGUUGUAAAAAUAUAAAAAUAGAAAAGAUUAAUGUCGUCUUUUACCCCGCUAGGUCCGCGCCGCGGUGUCCCAAGGUAUCUGCUAGAUAUCUUAGUGGAAACUCAUCCCAGCCGCACACUUUCCUAUACUCAAACCCUCACAUAAAAGAACACACAACAGAGUAAUCUUAGAUCCAAUUGGUAAGAUAUAAUUGCCCACUUAAACAUACAAAGCCCAGUACCAUCCAUCCCUUGAGAACAUUAAUAACAACCUGUAAUACACAGAGCAGAAUCUUAACACCACCUGCCAUGGCUUCUCCCGUCUCUCCAUCUCCCUUCUCUCUCCUAGUCUCCUCCUCUUCCUUCAAACUUCUCUCCAGCCCAUCCUUCCUUCUCCUCCAAUGACAGGCCUCCUUCUAUCCUGUACCUGCCCCUCACCUGUACUUUACAAAUUCAAUGGAGAGGUGGUUCUGGUGAAGUCACCUGAGUCCUGAGUACGUGACUAGACAGCUGUCUUUGGGGCAGUAGAAUUAACAUCAAAAUACAGUAACUUCAGGGCAAACCACAACAAUGUGGAAACACUUUAUCCUCCCCAGAAUGGCUAGUGAAACCUUGCUUGUAACUUUUGACAUUAUGUAUAAAUUUUCAAGGCAGAGUCUUCAUUAGAACUGGUUUUGUAAGCAGGAGUAGUUGAUGUAUUAGUCUGCUUCUCCAGCAAGCUGUAACUCACACUUCCUACUGAAGAGACACGCUUUGUUUUCAUUACUUCACUGUAAGACCCCUUUUCAAGGCAACUCAGGGAUGAGCAUUGCUUGAGUGAGCACUUUUUCCUUUUAUCAUUAGAUGUAUAAAAAUAGAAACUUCAUCAAUAAUACUAAAUCUUAAUGUCAAAUAGUAUUGCUGGGCCUGUGAGGCAGCUCAGUGGAUAACGUGUGUGCUGCACAAACAUCGGGACCUUAGUUUGGACCCAGCACCCACUCCAAAGCUACGGACAGCAGUGUAGCCUGUAACCCUACUGCUGUGGGCACAGAAGCAAGAGUCCAGGGCUUGCUGCUUUCAGUGUGGCUACAGACAGGGAGACACUGUAUAGAUAAGGUAGAGGCUGAGUAGAAGCCUAGUGAUCCCCGGGGUCAAACCUCUGGACUCGACUUGUGGGCAGAGGGGAAUGCAGCUGCACAGCCGCACACAGCUGCACAUAUAUCUCAUGCAGAACGUAGUACUGCAACAGUUUGAAACACAGUAAGUUGAUUUUUUAAUUCAAAUUGAGUUACAUUGCUAAUUAUUAAAAAACUUUGAUAUAACUUUGAUAUAAUUUACAUAUGUAUUUAGUUGAAAGGAAACAUAAAGUGGUGACAAUAUUUAUAAUGUUAUAAUUAUAGUAAA